Molecule: messenger RNA, 1962 nt
Organism: Chlorella variabilis
Lineage: Eukaryota; Viridiplantae; Chlorophyta; Trebouxiophyceae; Chlorellales; Chlorellaceae
Exons: 13
Biological process (GO): sucrose metabolic process
Molecular function (GO): sucrose synthase activity
Source: RefSeq, a predicted model, not a curated record
CAGCGCGAGCCCUCGCCCCUGGCGGCCGAGGCACGCGGCAAGGCGGCAGUCACUGAUGUGGCCGCGCCUGCGGGCGGGGGCGGGGCGGUGGGGGCUCUAGGGAUUGGCGAGCCGGCUCCCAAGGCCAAGCAGCUGCAGGUCAAGGUUGGGGGGCAGACAGAGAUGCCGGCGUUGGAGACAGUGUUUGAGGAUCUAGUGGGGACGCCGGUGAGCGAGAGGACGCCGCAUGGGCCGCUGGAGAACCGUUUUGACCGCCUCUACGUCAUCCUCAUCUCCUUGCACGGCCUGGUGCGGGGCGACCGCAUGGAGCUGGGGCGCGACAGCGACACCGGUGGCCAGGUCAAGUAUGUGGUUGAGCUGGCCAAAGCGCUGGCGCUGCACCCCUCUGUCUACCGAGUCGACCUGCUCACACGCCUCAUCCAGGACCCCGCCGUGGAUGCCUCAUACGGGCAGCCGCAGGAGUGCCUGGUGAAGGGGCGCGGCGAGCUGGGCGGCGCCUACAUCGUGCGCCUGCCCUGCGGCCCGCCGCAGCAGUAUGUGCGCAAGGAGCUGCUGUGGCCGUACGUGCGGGAGUUUGCGGACCGAGGCAUUGCACACGCCAACGCCACGCUGGCGGCCAUGGCCGAGUCGGGGAGGCGCUGCGAGCUCUAUGCCGUGCACGGGCACUAUGCGGAUGCGGGCGAGGUGGCUGUGCUGAUGAGCAGCUCGCUGGAUGUGCACAUGGUGAUGACGGGGCACAGCCUGGGGCGCAACAAGCUGGAGCACCUGCUGGCGUCAGGCGCCAUGACGCGCAGCGAGAUCGAGGCGGCCUACGCCAUCAGCCGCCGCAUCGAGGCGGAGGAGCGGUGCCUGGACAAUGCCGUCAUGGUGUUCACCAGCACCAAGCAGGAGGUGGACGAGCAGUGGGGGCUGUACGACGGCUACAGCCCGCAGCUCAGCCGCGUGCUGCGCUUCCACCGCUCCUAUGGCCGUCACAUGCCCAACAUGAAGGUCAUUCCGCCCGGCCUGGACUUUAGCAGCCUCAAGGUCAGCAUGCCCGAGGACCCCACGCUGCGCGAGUUUGAGCAGGCGCGGGCGGUGCAGGACUUGCUGGAGAAGCCGCAGCCGCUGUCGCCCCGGGCUACUGCCACCAGUGGUGCCACCUCGCCUCGCCGUUUGGAGGCUGGGCAGGAGGUGGAGCCCGCGGCUGGCGGCGCGGGGGCGGGCGGCACCGCGCCCCACACCCCUAGCAUUGCCUCUGGCGGCGCCGCCGGCCAGCAGUCGCCGCGCGGCGACAGCAGCAGCGGGGCAGCCGACCCGCCCACUCCCCGCCCCGCCGCCGACAUGGCGCUGGACCCGCAUGCGGGGCCGCCCAUCUGGAGGGAGAUCUCCCGCUACCUGCGCAACCCGCUGAAGCCCGCCAUCCUGGCCAUGUCUCGCCCCGACCCCAAGAAGAACCUGACCACGCUGGUGGAGGCGUUUGGAAAGCACGCCAUGCUGCGCGAGCUGGCCAACCUGGUGCUGAUCAUGGGCAACCGCGACAACAUAGACAGCAUGGCCAGCGGCAGCCAGAAGGUGCUGACCCAGGUGCUGAAGCUCAUCGACUCGCACGACCUGUAUGGCUCCGUGGCGUACCCCAAGCACCACACACAGAUGGACAUCUCAGACAUCUACCUCUUUGCAUUUGCCACGCGCGGCGUGUUUGUGAACAUCGCGCUUCAGGAGCCGUUUGGGCUGACGGUGAUCGAGGCGGCCGCCCACGGCGUGCCCACAGUGGCCACCAAGAAUGGCGGCCCCGUGGACAUCAUGGCCACCCUGCACCACGGCGUGGUGGUGGACCCCACCAACCCGGAUGCCGUCGCCGCCGCGCUGCUGCGCAUCCUCACCAACCCCCAGACCUGGGACGACAUGAGCGGCAGCGGCAUCAGGAACAUCAUGGCCUACUCCUGGCCCUCCCACUGCAAGAAGUACCUGGAGAGCAUC